Messenger RNA from Pocillopora verrucosa, 1077 nucleotides. Its product is annotated as G/T mismatch-specific thymine DNA glycosylase-like. Gene Ontology annotation, molecular function: pyrimidine-specific mismatch base pair DNA N-glycosylase activity; uracil DNA N-glycosylase activity. Lineage: Eukaryota; Metazoa; Cnidaria; Anthozoa; Scleractinia; Pocilloporidae. The record is from RefSeq and is a predicted model, not a curated record. Gene Ontology annotation, cellular component: nucleus. Gene Ontology annotation, biological process: base-excision repair, AP site formation.
CAGAAAGAACGAUAAGCUUUUGGGUUUGGUGAGUGUGCACGUUUGCCCUGGUUCAGGACUAAAACUUAACGCGAUCACGGAUAACAGGAUGCAGAAUCAAGAGGAAUCUCUUCGUUACAGCCCAUACUUCACAAAAAAAUCAGGAGCUUGUGAUGAAGCUAAAGAAACAAAUAAUUUGAAAUACGAAGGCAAAAGCACCGGGAAAAGUCCUAAAAAGCCAAGACGUCCACUGAAAAGAUUUGGAGAAAUGUCUGAAGAAGAUGUGUUGAAACUAAAGCUUCCAGAACAUUUAGACUACAACCUAGAUAUUCUGUUUGUUGGAAUAAAUCCAGGCUUGAUGGCAGCCUACAAGGGACACCACUAUGCGGGAGCAAAUAAUCACUUCUGGCCUUGUUUAUAUGAAUCAGGACUGGUUCCUGAGAGGCUGACGUACCUGGAUGAUGUAAGAUGUCCAUCAUAUGGAAUAGGAUUAACAAACAUGGUGGAGCGAACAACAAGAGGAAGUGCUGACCUUUCCAGACAGGAAAUGAGAGAUGGUAAAGAUGAGCUCAUACGGAAAGUGGAGCUGUACAAACCAUUGAUAGUCUGUUUUAAUGGAAAAGUUAUAUACGAGUUAUUUUCUGGAUCCAAGUGUACAGUUGGUCGACAAAAAGAUCCUAUACCAGGAACCAAUACAGUCGUGUAUGUGAUGCCUUCCACAUCUGGUAGAACACAAACAUAUCCUCGGGCCAGUGACAAAGUUCCCUUUUUCUUGGAGCUCAAAGCUCUUCGUGAAGAAGUGAAACAGAAGUCUGCGGAUACGUCUUGUUCAGAUGGACAGCAAAAAUAUUGAGGAAAAUUUUAUAUUACAUUUAUUUUUUUCCGGGCGGGGGAAUGGGGCAUUUAGGUAAUUUUAUUUUGAACAAAUGUCUGAGAACAUUAGUCAUUCGGGUAACCGGUCGAGUCGUCCAAAAUUUAUCUCACCAGAAGUCGUGUCCCCGAAACUAGAUUCAUGUAACUUAAAAUUUUUAGUCAUGUCGCCCGAAAUAUGAAGUCCUGUAGCCCGAAGAAACAAUUAAUUUUAAGAUCAGACUUAUA